AUGUCCAUUCUUUGUUUCUUUGUUCUUCAUCUCUUGCCUUUAUUGGUCCGCCAUUUUUUAUUGGCUCGCCAUUUUUUAACCUCUAUUAAUAUCCUUCUUAAUUUAUUAUUUUUGGCUCUUUGCUUCUUUUUCUGCAUUCAUCAUUUGUGCCUUUCUUUCUUUCUUUCUUUCUUUUGUUUUCUUUUCUUUCUUCGGUCUUUUUUUUUUUUGUAUUUUUCUUUCUUUCUCAGCUUGUUCACAUUUAUGCCCAUUUCUUUUUUCCUUUCUUUCUCUCUUUCUUUCUUUCUUUCUUUCUUUGUCGCCUUAUUCAUAUUUCUUUCUUUUCUUUUCUUUCUUCGGUUUGAAGUUUUAGUAUUUUUCUUUCUUUCUCACCUUUUUUCCCAUUUCCUUUUCCUGUUUUCUUUCUUUAUUUAUUUCUUUCUUUCUUUCCCACCGUAUUCCCAUUUCUUUUCCGUUCUCUUUCUUUCUUUCUCCUAUUUCUUUCUUCCUUUUUUCUUUCUUUCUCACCUUAUCUUCAUUUCUUUCUUUCUCACCAUAUUCCGAUUUCUGUCUUUCCUUCUAACCGUAUUCUCAUUUCUUUCUUUCUUUCUUUCUUUAUUUAUUUAUUUCUUCUUUCUUUCUUUCUUUAUUUUUUAUUUAUUUAUUUAUUUCUUCUUUCUUUCUUUCUUUCUUUCUUUUCUUUCUUUCUUUCUUUCUUUCUUUCUUUCUUUCUUUCUUUCUUUCUUUCUUAUCACAUGA
Molecule: messenger RNA, 738 nt
Organism: Acanthosepion pharaonis
Lineage: Eukaryota; Metazoa; Mollusca; Cephalopoda; Sepiida; Sepiidae
Source: the annotation of a GenBank genome assembly